Messenger RNA from Cervus elaphus (red deer), 4425 nucleotides. It is a transcript of the gene SCN2B, whose product is annotated as sodium voltage-gated channel beta subunit 2. The coding region runs from base 194 to 838 and encodes 214 amino acids. Gene Ontology annotation, biological process: membrane depolarization during cardiac muscle cell action potential; regulation of sodium ion transmembrane transporter activity; cardiac muscle cell action potential involved in contraction. The record is from RefSeq and is a predicted model, not a curated record. Lineage: Eukaryota; Metazoa; Chordata; Mammalia; Artiodactyla; Cervidae. Gene Ontology annotation, molecular function: sodium channel regulator activity. The transcript has 4 exons. Gene Ontology annotation, cellular component: membrane; voltage-gated sodium channel complex.
UCUCUCUUUUUAGCAGCAACAUACAAGCCGGCCAUAUUAGAGAGAUGGAAAUAAAGCUUCCUUAAUGUUGUAUGUGUCUUUGAAGUACAUCCGUGCAUUUUUUUUUUAGCAUCUAACCAUUCCUCCCUCGUAGCCCUCGGCCCCUCAAAUCACCCUCUCCCCUAGCCCACCCGACAAACAUCUCAGUCUGAAAAUGCACAGAAAUGCCUGGCUACCUCGCCCUGCCUUCAGUCUCACGGGGCUCACUCUCUUUUUCUCUUUGGUGCCACCAGGGAGGAGCAUGGAAGUCACAGUACCGAACACCCUCAACGUCCUCAAUGGCUCUGAUGCCCGCCUGUCCUGCACCUUCAACUCCUGCUACACCGUGAACCACAAACAGUUCUCCCUGAACUGGACUUACCAGGAGUGUAACAACUGCUCCGAGGAGAUGUUUCUCCAGUUCCGCAUGAAGAUCAUUAACCUGAAGCUGGAGAGGUUCCGAGACCGCGUGGAGUUCUCGGGGAACCCCAGCAAGUAUGACGUGUCAGUCACCCUGAGAAAAGUGCAGCUGGAGGAUGAGGGCACCUACAACUGCUACAUCAUGAACCCGCCUGACCGCCACCGCGGCCACGGCAAGAUCUAUCUGCAGGUCCUCAUGGAAGAGCCCCCCGAGCGCGAUUCUACGGUGGCCGUGAUCGUGGGCGCCUCCGUCGGAGGCUUUCUGGCUGUGGUCAUCUUGGUGCUGAUGGUGGUGAAGUGCGUGAGGAGGAAAAAAGAGCAGAAGCUGAGCACGGACGACCUGAAGACGGAGGAGGAGGGCAAGACCGACGGGGAGGGCAACGCGGACGACGCCAAGUAACGGCGGGCGGCCCGCGGCCCCCGCCCGCGCGCGCUCCCGCCCUCCCGCCCGCCCUCUCUCGGUGUGCCUCCCGCGAGCCCGGACCCAGGGCCCGCCGGGGGCCUCCUCCUGAGCCCCUCCUCCCUGUCCCCUGCACCAAGAGCGACCCACCUCUCUGUGACUUGAGAAACCUGCCGGGCGUCUGGGAAGUGUGGGCCCUGGGUGGGGGGCGGGGGGAAGGAGAAGCGGGGUGAAAACUGCCGGCCCCUGAGAGGAGGCAGGAGGCCUGCGGGAGGGGCGCGGAGAGAGGGCAGGCGCCCGCUGUGCAGCCUGCCCAGGGCGUGGGCUGAUCUGGCGGUGGCUUCAGGGGGGCCUGAAGGUGGGACAGGGCCCUGGGGCUGCCCCUCCGAGGCGGCGGGCGCGAGGCCCCGGGCGGCCUCGUCACGGGGGUCGUGACGGCUUCCUGGAACUUGGGGGCUUGUUGAAGGAAACCUGUGCGUUUCCUGGGUGUGGAAGGAACGGGAGCCGGGGCUGGAGGCAGCCAGAGACAAGCCUUGGCCGGCGGAGCUCUACUCCUCGCCCUUCCCCCCCUCGUUUGCUUCCACAGACGCCCCGGGGCUCCACUGGCUGCCAAGCGAGAGAAAAGUACUGCUGAGCGAGGCCGUGGGGCCGGGGUCGCGUCUGUCUGCUGGUGGCCCCUUUUCACCACAGUUACCCACUAACAGGAGAUGAAGUUCAAAGUUAGCGGAGACAGACAAGGGGCUGGGGGCUCUGUUGUGGCAUGGAGUUCCCGGUCAACUGCCUUCUCGCCCAGGGUGGCGGCUCUCACGGGGCCAGGAGCCGCCUCUGGUGUGGAGAGGAGGAGGGAGCGGGUGGGAGCCACGUCGGAGGAGCUGGUGUGCAGAGCGGAGGGCUUCUGCUCAAACAUUCCCCGUGACCCUCAGCAGGGUUUCAUCUGGCUUUUGGCCCCGAGGGAAGCCUCUGAGACCCUGUGGCCAUGUCACAUCUGGAGCCAUGUUACACCCUCCCCGGCCUGGACGAUUUCUCUCUGUGGAGAGAGCAGAGUAGCAUUUGUGGGGAGCCAACUUUCACUGCCAUUUUACUCACACGGAGAGGGAAUUGCUUAAACCUCAGGAGAGGAUGAAAGAGAAAAACUGCCUUGGAAGGCCCUCGGAGAUCAACUAGCCUAGUCACUCAUACUACAGACCAAGAGACUGAGGGUCAGAGUCACAGAAACCAGGGGCCCUGCUUCUCCUUGGGUUUCUCAGUUUCCAGUUUGAAUCAACAGAGCUACAGUUUGUGGAAGAGAUGAGGAGAGGGAGUCGGGCUCCUCCAGCCCCGCUCACCUCUUGAGAGCCCAGCCCUCGGGCUGUGACUGAGGCUGGGAAGGGGUGAUGGCAGUGGGAGGGCAGAGCUGGCGGAAUGCCCCACCCUGCCCCAGACGGACCCUCUGCAGUGCUUCCCAAUCUUUCUCAGAGCUCAGGCCCUGCUCAGGUUCAGGGAGUCAGUGCCCAGGACCCCAGAACCCGAGUCUGGGUAAAUGGGGUGGAGACAGGACUCCAGCAGCCUCUGGGACCAUUCUCUGCCUCUGCCCAGCAAAGGGGAGAGAGCAAUAGAAUAUGGACGAUUCACUUUAAUUCACUUCAACUCAUCAUCCAUUUAUUGAGCAUCUCCUAUGUGCCAGGCACUGGGCCAGGUGCUGGGGAUGUACACAAAGCCAUAACAGAGCUGGGAACCGCUAGGUCAGCACUGUGGGGAACCAAGAUUUUUUUUUUUUUUUUGGUGCAUCUAAUUCCACCUCUGCAGCUACUGCUUCCAGGGCUGGGGUAGGAGAAGAAGGAAGAGAUUCCAGAAUCUGGGCCCUGGGAAGGGAAGAAAGGAAGGAAAAAGGGAGGAUACAAUAGGGAAGAGGGUGAGAGGCCAGGCGGAGUGCGCACAGAGCGGGGGAUGGGCCACAGCCUGAGAGCUCCAAGGUGGGAUGAGUCCGGCUCAUUUGGAAAUCCUAAGUCAUCAGUACCUAACUGCCAAUCAACACACUGCCAAUGGGGGGUGGGCUAAGCCCCCAGGAUGCCUGGGGUGGCUGGACAUUGCCCAUCCUUGAAGCCAACCAGCCGAGAGGGGAGAGGUGGGUGGUGGGCACCUUGAUCUCCAGCCGAGAUCAAGGGUGGUUGUAAUAACAUGUCUGCCCCUUGCAGAUUUCGCUUUUUUGGGCAACUUCUUAAGUGCUCUCCUCUUCCAGGAUGAGGAAGGAUCUGUGCAGAUGCUGGGAAUUCUUCUUUUUCAUAACAUUUAGGGGAAUUAUUUGCAAGAUUCCCUAGGUUUAUUCUAAGAAAUUCUACUCUCUAUAAAAGAAGCCUGAGACUUUCAGGUUCCUUCCUUUCUCUGCCCUGACCUGGAGGGUCCUAGGGAGAGCAGUGCCUCUCCAGGGGCCUCAGACACCCGAGCUGAUGGGGAGGGACCAGGAACCACCUUUGUCCCAGGUGCCCAUCUUCAUAUGCUCUUUCUUCCCAAGCCUCUUAAGAGUCUCUUCCAGAGGCCUCAUGGAGCUACCUCCCCCAAGGCAAUGAGGUUGGGAACAAAACGGGGCUUCUGUGAGUAGAGGUGGGAGACCGGUGAGAUGUCCCCUCGGCAUCCUGCUUUCUAGUGUGUACCUCCUCCUGCACCCUGGGGCUCAAGCCCUACUUCUGGCUGUACAUUCCCAUCACUGCACUCCGCUGGUUUUCUCAACUGCUCCUGCCUCUCCUGCUCUCUCGGAACCCCCUACCUGUCUCUUUCUCCUAAUUAAGGGUCCCUGUAAAGAGAGAUGGGCUGGCCAACCCAUGGGAUUUAGCUUAUAAAGAACAGAGCACACUUUUUCAGGACUGAAAUGCCUUGAGGUGCCUUGGAACUGGUUUUGGAAAUAGCUGUCUGCCCCCUGGCUCCGGGCUAAUCACAGUUUAUUCUCAAUUUAUAAAAAGGAGAAGCUGGAUCCAUAUUUCUCCUUGUGAAUCUCCUUGGUGAGGCCGGGCUGGUAAGUAUUUGCAAGGUCAGGUUAAGCAGAUGGACAAAUGAAAAUACUGGCUAGGUCCAAAAAAGAUAGUCCCAGGCCAUAGGAAUGGCUUGAUGCAAUUGGAACAGGUGAUGAAUCAAGAGAUUUUUCUUCCUAUCUGUGUCUUAAGGAUAGACAGCCUGUGUCUUUUGCUGUGCCUCUUGCUGAUGUUGUCCUUUAUUGAAGCUUGCUGAUGCGUUUGUACAUAGUCUAUAUAUAGGUAGAGAUAUAUUAUAUAUACAAAUAUAGGACAUCUCACUACAUCCACCCCAAAAGUUACAUUGGGUGGGGGCGGAAAACAAUCAUUUCUCAAUGUUUUGAGUUGAUUCACCAAAGGCAAAUUAUGGAAUGUUCUCAUGGCUGUUUGUGCACUUGGAGGGGAAAACACAGCUACUCAUGCAUUUUCUAGGACUGAUGUGCUAUGUGGUGAUGGAAGAGGUGGUGGGGAGAGAAACUCAGGUUGUCCUCUGUGACCCAACCGCUGUGAGGCGUCUGCUUUUGGGAGCAGACUGAGUUUCUUCCGCAGUGUGUCUCCUUGCUUGGAUGUAUUGGCUGCAAUAAACAGACGGUCUCCCCUGAA